Molecule: messenger RNA, 763 nt
Organism: Solanum pennellii
Lineage: Eukaryota; Viridiplantae; Streptophyta; Magnoliopsida; Solanales; Solanaceae
Product: keratin, type II cytoskeletal 5
Exons: 2
Coding region: 127-534 (135 amino acids)
Source: RefSeq, a predicted model, not a curated record
GAAUUUUUUCUCUUUUAUUUUGAGCCACAAAACAAAACCAAUUCAUUUUCCCCCAAUUCUUCUCUCCAUCUAGGUAUACAGAUUCAGUAUUCAAAUUACUCAAAUUCAAAACCUUCAAGACCAAAAAUGAAUGGCGGAGAUGAAGAAAAGGGUUUAAUAUGGAAGCUACCAAUAGUUAAAUCAAAGCAUUUAGGAAAAAUCGGACCUGGUUUUGGAAUCGGCGUUGGCUGUGGUUUCGGUCUCGGAAUUGGUCUUAUCGGAGGCACUGGUUUUGGUCCCGGACUUCCUGGAUUGCAGCUAGGUUUUGGAUUAGGUGCUGGUUGUGGAAUUGGAGUAGGUUUUGGUUAUGCAGUUGGUAGAGGUUAUGGUUAUGAUGAUAGCCGGAGAUACACUAAUGUCGGUAACGUUCUCAAUCGGCCGGCGAGUUUUCCGAAUCACGAUGAAGUAGGUCAAUUGAUUGAUGAAAUUGUUACGAAUACUAAGAAAUUGAUCAAAACAACUACACAAGAGUUAGAUAAAUGGAGAAGAGCUUAACUGUGUGCUGUUAUGGGUUGAGGUUUUCUCUUAAUUGGUGAAUCGAUAAUCCAGUAGUAAAUUAAAUAAUUAGAUUUAUAUAAUAUUAUUUUGUAUAUAAAGUCCUUGACUUACAGUCUGAUUUCCUACUUUAUUUCUGAUUGUCUCGAUUAUUUUACAAUGUAAAGUUGUUUGCUUUUAAACUAGAUGUAACUUGUGAACUCAUUUGCAUGGUUCAUUUGGUUUGUCA